ACUCACACGAGUCGCGCACACACGCGCUCGUCCGAUCAGAUCAAUAUUUUCUGCAAACAUCCCAGCUGUGGUCCUGCUGGCGGCGCGCCGUGUGUUGCUGCUGUUGGCUGGUCGUCGUCGUCUUCGUCGCCGCGUCGCGGUCGUCAUCGUCGUCGUCGCGUCGUUCUGGGGACGAAAAUCGAAAACGACGGGGAAGAGACGCACGAGAGUAAAAACUGAUAUUCCUUCCCUACCUACCCUACCGCCAUACAGACGGGACUGUACAAAAAUAAAUACAAAUAAACAAAAAAAAAAUACGCUACGAUAAAAUUUCCAAAUAUAACGUCAUUCUGCCGUGGUCGGCGGUUUUUUCUCGCGGACCGACCGGAGAAAAUUCGAGCGAUAUUUUCUUUAUAUCGCCGUAGGUAGCGGAAGAAAGUCGAGAGAAUUAUAUUACCGAAACCGACCCUCUUGUUGUUGCCACCUCCUAUACUCGACGACCACCUCCACCUAUUCGUUCACAUCGCCACAAUCGCCGGGAAAAAUUAUAACAAUACGAAUAGAGACGAGGUACCUACGCGACCUCUCCCGUCCGCGCAUCACCGUCGUAUCAUCAUCGCACGCACCCCAACCCCCCCAGCCACAAGCAUCACGUAUUUGUAUCACCCUCCGAGUGUGCGUGUGCGUGUGUCUGUCACAUCGCGCGCGCAGAAACUAGAAAGACUCCGCCGCCGCAGGUACAUAAUGUGAUAUACAUGUAACGCGCCGUAAUUUACACAAUAGUGGAGACAAGUGGUGUGUGUGCGCCGCCGCCGUUGCCGCCGUCGUUGUCGCCACAGCCGCCGUCGCGUUUUGUCGUUUUAUAAUAAUUUUUCUCUUCUCUCGCGCUAUCCGCCUCUGUUAAAAUCGUAAUCAUUAUUGUUGUUACAAUAUCGCCACCACCGUUAUUAUAAUAUAUUACUACUAUUAUUAUUAUUAUUAUUAUUACAUUGUUAAUUUUUUUUACUAUUACUGCUAUAAUUACUGUUUGUACCUAUUAUUUUUAUUAUUACUAUUAUUAUUAUUUAAAAUUCUCAUUUUUACACAUCGUAAACCAUGAUCUCCGUAUUAUUAUUAACGCCCUGUGUUCGCAUCGUCCUCACCGUUUUAGCAGUAUGUAUAAGUAUCGCGGUUCAACUGCCACUGUCCUUAGGUCAGACGCCUUCGGUUUCGUAUCACCACGAUUCUGUUUAUAUCCAACCUCAAAAUGCUCCAUAUGGAUCUUAUGUUGUUGAAGACCUUUCUCAGCAUUCAAAUAAAGAACAAGUAUCCCAUGAUCGAUCAAAUCCUCCUCAAAAUUCAGCUAAAGAUCCUGAUAUGAUACUCAUAAACAUCAAUACAGGUCCUCAUCCACCUGGAAUUGAUGAACUUCAACCUGAUACAGCUAUUGGCCCAGAUGAAAUGUAUUACUUUGCUCCUAAAAAUCCACAGAAUAAUAAAAGUUCAAUUGUGGGUCAGCGUUUAGAUGUAACAAUUUUUGAGGAUUUCCUUAACACUGCACCGGAAAAACAUAGAAAUCGUUUAGACUUUUACAAAGUUCCUUAUUUAAAUAAUCUCGUAUUACCUCUGAGAGCAACAUUUUCAGCAGCGAUCUCAAUAUUUAAUCCAUACUCGGAAAUUUUACAAGUUGUAAAAGUAUUCGGUGGUGGACCCGGGUUUCAUUUAAGUCUACCAUCUGGCCAAAUGGAAGAUCAAAGAAAUGUUUGGGAUAUUAUGCCAUACCAAACAAAACCUUUAAUUAGAUUUACAUUUGCAGAACGGUCUAAGAAAAAUCACUCCACAAAAAUUGGGUUGUUUUUGAGUAAUCAUGAAUACAUAAAUGUACCUAUAAAUAUUGUGAUGGUAUCGAAACCAGGUCUUUAUAGUUCAGAACAUAUUAUCGAUUUCGGAGUUGCCAGUAGAAAUGGUUUAGUUACAUCAAAAGCACUAAACUUGUGUAAUUCAGCAAAGUCUAGUAUUAUUGUUCAGAAUGUUACAUCUGAUUCUCACUUUGUGACUGUGGAUUUUCCUCAUGAAGUAGAAGUACCUCCACAGUCAUGUACAGCAGGCCAAGUUGCUCAUAUUAGUUAUCACUGGGAUUAUGUUGGUUAUUCAUAUGGCGAAACACAUUAUGGACAGUUAACAGUAAAGAGUAACAAAGGCAACGAGUUGAAUAUACCGUAUCAUGGAAGAACAUUGGAAGGUGAUUUGGUGUAUGAAGAACAAUCAUUGCAUUUUGUGAUGUCGAAAGCAAUUCGUUCAACAAGUAUCAUCAAAACUUUUUCAUUGCUGAAUAAUUUUUCAUCCACCCCGGUUGCUAUUUCUCAAAUAGGAAUACCAAAAAAUGCCACACAGUAUUUUAAGAUAAGAGAUUUUAACCCUGUAGUUUUAAAACCUGGCCAGAAUAAAACAUUAUUUCGCGUUGGAUAUGUAAACCCAAACAAUUCUAAAAUGGAUAUUAUAUCAUACUUGGAAUUUAAAACCAAUGCUUCAGAUUUUACAAUUCCAUUAAUGGUGUAUGACGGACAACUCUCACAGGUUUUACCAGCUACUAACAUCAUCACAUUACCACCAAUAAGAAUUAGUUCACCUCGUCAUACUUAUAUUGUGGUUGCUAAUGAAAAUCCAGUUGCCAUAAUGGUUAAAGAUUGGGGUACAACUUACACUCCACAUGUAUCAUUAAAUUUGGUUGAAAUAGGAAAAUUUAACUCUUCAAUGCGUCGUAAUAGUGCAGACAGUUGGUCUCGACCAAUGAUACGUGAUGAUCAAAUACCAGCUCCUGUGGCUUUACCAGUUAAACAUUAUGCUAUAUUUCAAUUGUUGGUAUCUACACCAAAUCCUGAUCAAAAUUUAACCGUUAAAAUAUGGAUUCAAACUCAACAUCAGCAUUAUAGUAUACCAUUGAAAGUAUCUGUGUUUGAUAAGAAUUUACAAGUAAUAGCUGAACCUUUAGCAUUUGAAAACUGUCAUCCAGGUGCUGUAUGUACUGCUGAAGUAAAUGUUAUGUCUUGGCUGGACAGAACAUUAGCACUAACCUCAGUGACAAGUGAAUUUGUUAGUGAAAAUGUUCGAUUUGUUCCCACAAGACCAUCUCUUAUUCAACCUCAAAUGGUAUCUUUAGUUGGACAUAUAGAAUGGAUUCCUGCCCACCAUAAAAAUUCUUCGGGUUGGAUAGGUUUAUUCAGUAAAGCGGAAAGAGCAAUGUGGUUGUCAAGCUUUCAUUUAACAAAUUCUUCGGAAACAAGUUAUAUGGAUUUUUCAUGGUUUUAUCGCCGAAUGGGAAAAUAUUAUGCUGAAGAAGACAAUCGCACUCUAAGGCAUCAGUUUACUUUAGAGACUGGUGGUGCUGAAACUUGUCAGUUUAGUGUGCAUCUUCAUUUAAAAUGGCCAAAGUUCAUACAAGAACCUGGUGAAAAUCGACAGCAAACUACAUUCGAAUUGCCCACCAUGGAGGUGAAAGGAAAACCGUACUAUCAAAAAAUUUUGGUGAAAAAUACAUUUCAUACACAAAAUAUAACAUUGCAUUUGGCUAUGUAUCCCCAUCCAUACUGGUGUAAUAUCACAGAAUUCAUAGAUUUAUUUGAACACGAGGUUAAUUCUUUGUUAAUAUCAAGAGAUGAUUGGGAAUUAGUGUUGAAUAAUUCUAGUCCUUAUCGAAGGAAAGUGUUAAAUGUCAAGAACUCUGUUUAUGUUCCACAUAAGAAAACUAUGAUAUUCGUUCUGCCGCCACAAAAGGAACUUGAAGUGUUAGUAAGGUUUCAGCCAAAAAAACCUGGUGUCAGUACAUCUAUACUCUUCAUCAGAAACGAUGUAUCUAUUCUAGAAAGUAUAUUACUAAAAGGAAUGGGAGCCUAUCCUGUAUUAUCAUUUGGUUCUAAGAGAAAACUACCUCCAUUAAUUUUUGAUUUGGAAUCUAGUCCUAUGAUUGAUCUCAUGUGUAGUAAAAAUAAAACUUUAUUGCCAUCAGAGACCAGAAUAUUUUUAAUAAAGAAUCCUGGCAAACAUACAGUUAGGAUUACAUCUAUGACUAUAAACAGUGUACUUUGCAGUGGCUAUGGCUUUAGAAUUUUAGACUGUAGAAAAUUUUCUCUUUUACCUAAUCAAUCCAGAGAAGUUUCUGUAGAAUUCACUGCUGAUUUCACUCUAAGAUCGGUUAUUCGCCAGUUGGAAAUAAAUACUGAAGAAACAAUUGGAUCAGAAACUACUAAUCGUAUUUUCAUCUACCAGUUGUGGGGUAUUGUACCUCCAGAGUGGGAAUUAUGCCAAGAAAAAUAUACGUGGCAAGAGUUCCGUCGAGGUGAUAGCUGGAUUCGACCAGAAUGGGAAUCCUCAAUAGGUCAAAUUAUGCUCCUGGCUGCUGGAAUUCUCAUGGUAGUUGCUUGGAUUGUAUCAAUUGCUGCUGUACAUACCAUUGAUAAGGAUUUUUUAUCAAAAAACCUUGGUCCUCCAUGUGUUGGAGCUCAUGGAAAACGAUCGUUUCAGUCUGUUCUAGCACAAUCAGGAAAUGCUAAAAAAAGUGAAUUCAAGAAUUCCAAGCACAAAGAAGGCAAUGAUGAAAAACGUAAUGAGGUAAUACCUGAUCCUACAUCUUUGGGUAUAUCACAAAGUGAGAACAGUUAUGUCAAGCCUUCAGACUCUACACCCAUUUGGAGUUUUAUGUUGCGAAAUACAGAACCAGAACCAGAACAAAAAUUAGAAAAAGAUCGAAGUAGAUCUCAUUUACUUGAUAAUCACCCUAAAGAAAAAACAAAGAGACGUUAUUUAAGUCAAACAGUGAUACCAGAAACUGAUUCUAGUCAAAAGUACAAUGUGUCUUCAUGGCAAAUCGCAAGAAAUAGAUCUCCUGGGCUUGUAAUAGAUUCUCAAUUGAACAAAAAUUCUAAAUCCGAAGAGGGAAAGUUUGAAAUGGAAAACCGUAGACGUGCUGAAAAAUUAUUAAAAAAACAGUAUGGUUUAAAACCAGUUGACAGUUGGAGAAAGCACAAGAAAGCACUUAAUGCAGCCAAGUAUUAUGAAGAACUUCCAGUGACAGAGAAAAUUAGUCCAAGUCCUGAACCAAAAGUCCUAGUAGAACCCAAACCAGAUCCUAAAAUCAUAAAAACUGUGAAAAGCAAUAAAAAAGUUUCUACUAUCAGUCUUCCAGUAAUAAAGCCGAUUAAUAGCCUGGAAUCUCCAAUAACAGUGUUGAAUUCUCCAUCACUCGAAGUGGUUAAGAAGCCUAUUGCUUCUGUUGCACCAUACCAAAUUGUUCUUCCAAAACAGCCAAUCGUUACAAUCGUACAGCCUGAACGUGUAAUCGAAAAGUGUAAUGUUUCUAAAUCAAAACCAAUACAAGCUAUACAAAAUAAAAUUGAAAAAGAACCAGCAACAAUACGGUCAGCAAUAUCAAAGAAAUCAAUUAUUGACGAUGAUGGGCUAUUGGCAGAAUAUAAGUGUAUGAAGAAGAAAAAUAAGACCGAGAGAAAAGCUUCGUUACCUCAUUCUACACCACCAGUAGCAUCUCCAGUUUCACCAUCUAUAGCACCACCUAUAGUUGUAAAACCAAAGGUUCAAAAUGCUGAAAAAUUAAAUAUGUCAGAUAUGGUAAAACCAAAAGUUCAAACGGUUGAAAGAUUUAUUUCAUCUGAAGUUACAAAAUCAAAAGUUCAAACUAUAGAAAGAUUCAAUGGGUCAGAAGUAGUAAAAUCAAAUGUUCAAAAUAUGGAAAGAUUUAAUUUGCCAGAAGUAAUAAAACCAAAGGUACAAUCUUCAGAAAAGUUAAGUUCACCAGAAGUAACAAAACCAAAAGUUAAAACUGUAGAAACUUGCAAUUCAUCAGAAGUAAUAAAAUCAAAGGGUCAAAUUGUUGAACAUUCUAAUUCAUCUGAAGUGAUAAAACCAAAAGUUCAAUCUGUAGAGAGGUGCAUUUCACCAGAAGCGACAAAGAUAAAGGUACAAACUGUGGAAAGGUUCAAUUCUCCAGAAGCAAUAAAACCAAAAGUGCAAACCGUGGAAAAAUUCACCUCUCCAGAAUUAAUCAAAUCAAAAAUUCAAACAGCGGAAAGAUGUAACUCUCCAGAUGUGUUGAAACAUAAUGCCAACGAAAUUGUUAUCCCAGCUAUCGCAGAAAAAGAAAAUAAAGAAUUUGUAUCACUUUAUAAGCCCCAGACAGAUCAACAGUUAGACAUCAAGAAGAAAAUUACUGUAUUAAAAAGAGGCUCUGAUGAAAAACGUGUUGAUCUUUCACCAACGAUAACUAAUAAACAUGUUUGUAUUUUAGGACCCGUGGGUUCAGGAAGAGAUCGCAAAAAUGAUGAAAAAGUAACUAAGCCUGAUUCUGAUUUAGUUUUACUUGAAACUCUAAAAAAAGAGUCAGAAUCAAAUCUUUCAAUAAUUGAUACUAUGGCAGCUACAAGUACAUCAAGCUAUGACAGUUCUACUGAAAUAAUACCAUUUUCAAGCAAUGACCCUGGAUACAAUUUAUGGACAUCAUACAUUUGGGGGCCAGUCUAUGGGCAAUCUACAAAUAAUUCUAGUCUACAGAAAUAAACUCAUACGUAUACUAAAGGCCACUGCCGUGUAGUUAUGCAAGUCCUUUUUGAAGCCCUUAAAAUGUAGACUUUCUUUUGGACAAUUGUAAGUUUCUUUUGUUUAUAGGCAAUAAUGGACUUGUUUUUGAUAGACAUAUGUUUUUGUGGACAUUUUUGAUCUUUCGAAUCUAACUAAUGAGCACGAUUUUUUAGAUUUCUCGAUGUUUUGUUUCUACUUUGUUGUUGAUUUUCUCCCUUCUUUUAAUAUCUGUCUUAAUUCAGUAAAAUAAAGACACAAGACAUUUUGAAAAUAUAAAAUAAUAGUUUAUUCUUUUUUAUCCAUUAUUUAAUGUACAGAAAACCGUAUAAAUUUUUAUGCAGUAAAAAAAAUAAAAUUAUAAUCAACAAUAAAUAUUAAAUAUAGAUGAGUCAAUAUAAUACUCACUUUUAUUAAUAUAAAAGUAAGUGAAAAUAAAAUAAGCUUAACUUUUUAUUAAGUCAAUAUUAAUUUGACACAUUAUUUUCUGACAAACUAAAAAAAUCUUAACAGUCUUUAAAAUGUAAAAAAAUAAAAUAUGGAUCAAGUGUAGUUACCAUACCGUUUCUUUUGGUUUUGAAUUUAUGUAAUUCAAAUUAAAAAUUAUGGCUCAAUCAGAAUUUCUUUUAAGGACUGAGAAUUCAUAGUUAGUUGCCAAAUUUAAUCAUAGUGAUCUUGUCUGUAAACAGACUGAUAAUAUAAAUUAUGUUAUUAUUUAGUAACUCCUUAACAUUGUUGGUACAAGCUUGAAGUCCGUUAGAUAAUCCACAUAACUUAAUCAAAGAGUAACUGUAAAUAUAAUUGAGCAAUAUUGUGGUACAUCAUAAACAUGAGUAUUUGGUUAAAUUAUAUUCUAUUCGCUAAAGAACCUAGGUGCCAACUUCUUUUAGUUAAGCAGCAGUUAGACAAUACUCAUCUGUCCCUCACUAAAUCAAUCAUCUGUACAACUAUUGUAACCUUCCAAACAUGAAUAGAGUAAUAAAUCAAAAAUUUUAAAUAUUUAUAGUUAAUAAAUUAUAUUUAAGUUCUUUUUGAUAAUUAAUUCUAAUUGUUACAAGAUUAAACAAAUCUAUCAUUUUUAUUAAAACUCAUUGAUCUGUCUUAUUAAACAAACUUUUUUUAGAAUCCGCUUUUAAUUCUAGUGUAUUUCUCUUUCAUAUCCCUUUUUGGCCCGUAAAUUAUUUGUAGAACAAUCAUAUUUUACGAAUAAUGAGAAUAGCAAAAGAGGACCCAUCGCUUUCUAUUGAGGGACUAAACUAGUCUAUUUUUGAAAUGAUAAUCAAUAUAUUAAUGUUUUUAAUAAUUUAUGCUGCUAUGUUCAUUGUUCUUUAACUUAUGAUAAGUAUCUAAAUUUGUAUUGGGCCCAUACUAUUUUAUAAUAAAAAUAAAUAAAACUUAGGUAAUAAUAAUAAUUGAAACCCCUUGGUGAAUGGUAAACUACACUUCUGAUAAAAUAAUUAGUACAAUUUAUAUAAAUAUAGUUUUAAAAUUAAUCUUUUUCCACAUAUUCUUCUUUCAUGUCUCUUCCUUUAGUUUCUAUUGGUAAUAAUAAACUCGCUAAAGCGGCCAGUAAAGCUGCUGUAAUGUAAAUGAUUAUGGAAAUAUUAAAUGAUGAUUUGAGCAAUACCUAAAAUAUUAAUAAAAAAAUUAAUAAUUAUAUUAUAUUCAAUGACAUACUUGAACAUCUAGGUAAAUAUAUUAUAUUCUGGUUGUCAGACAUACCUGAGCAACGUAUGGUGUAACCAUAGCACCUAGACGGGCCAUAGCACUACAAGUUCCAACCCCUAUGGAUCUUAAUGGCGUUGGAUAAACCUAUAACAAAAAUUAUGUAAAAAUAAAUAAUUAAAAACUAAAUAACUUAAAAAUAUUAUCAUAUAGUAAUUGCUGAAAAUCACCUCUGGAGUAUAUACAUAAAUGGCCUGGAACACUCCUGCAAUUAUACCUCUUGCCAAAAACAAUGUGAAUGUCAACAAUACACGACUAAAAAAAAAGUGAAUUGAAGUAAAACAAAUAAUUAUUUUAUGUUAAAAGUUUUUAAUUAAGUUAUUACUUUUUUGCAUAUUGAAAUAAUAAAAAUAAAGUAAUAGCAAAUAAUGUAAAUUGAAAAACCAAUGUAAUCUUUCGACCAAAUCUAUCAAUCACAUAAAUGGUGGCGAAUAUUCCUGUAACAAUGUGUAUUUUUUUCUUAUGUUAAAUGAAAGUUAAUAUGUGAACUAGACUACUGUUAUUACCAGGAAAUUCUGCAAGUGUUGUCCACAGGAGAUCUAUGUAGUCUCGAGUUGUCAAAUAAUGAGAUUCAGCAGUACAAGAUUGCACAGUCUUAAAAAUUCCACUAUCUACAUUUGAUGAACAUGUCCUAUUAUUAUUACUGCUCUCAAACAGUCCUGUAGACAUCAACACAAUGCCAUAGUAACAAAAUGCACACACCAACC
Messenger RNA from Rhopalosiphum padi (bird cherry-oat aphid), 8975 nucleotides. It is a transcript of the gene Tmem131, whose product is annotated as transmembrane protein 131. Gene Ontology annotation, cellular component: membrane. The record is from RefSeq and is a predicted model, not a curated record. Lineage: Eukaryota; Metazoa; Arthropoda; Insecta; Hemiptera; Aphididae. The transcript is spliced from 26 exons. Bases 1075 to 6525 code for a protein of 1816 amino acids.